Rhagoletis zephyria (snowberry fruit fly) is the source of this 627-nucleotide messenger RNA. RefSeq lists its product as uncharacterized. NCBI's taxonomy places the organism in Eukaryota, Metazoa, Arthropoda, Insecta, Diptera, Tephritidae. The record is from RefSeq and is a predicted model, not a curated record.
CAUACAUGAAUACAAUCAUACUCUGUUGUUUUUUUUUUGUUUUUUGUUUGGUCUUCAUUUGCAUGCCAUUAACAAAUUCGCUUAAUUGAAUGCAUAUUUCUCUUUUUUCUCCCCUUUUCUGCAUUUAUUCAUAUUCACUGUGCGAAUUUGCAGUUUCACUGGAGGAAUCACAAAUUGAAUCUCCGCCAUUGACGCCGGAAAAGGUGCUCGAAUUAAUUGAACAAGCCUAUCCGAAUCCGGUCACACCAGAAGAUUUAGCUAAAGACUAUGGCUGGGAAGAGCAAGAUGUGCUUUUGGUAUUCGUGUCGCUGAAAGAACGGGGUCUUAUCAAAUCGAUGGAAUAUAAUUCUUACACUAGAAUCCACCAUGAAGACAAAGAGAUUAAGGUCGUGAAACAAAUGCCCACAAUCGCUUCGAAUAAGCAACCCACAAUUGCUAUUAUAACAGCACAGUACUGUGAAAAACUUGCGGUGGACGCCAUGUUGGAGAACAAGGAAACAUUUGUACGCUAUACUACAGUCGGUAAGUCUCACCGCAAAUACAUAUGUACAUAUCAAUUUUACGCGAAAGUAUGCAGUGGCAAAAUUUUGUGAAAUUUCAUGAGUCGUGCAGGCACUCGACUGUUUC